AUGAUUUCCGUUUGUAAAUAUUGUGGGGGCCGGUUGGCUGACUCAAACGGAUCUUCAGGAGAUGUCUCCUGUAUGAAGUGUGGUAGAGUCCAAGUGGAAAACCAGAUUGUUAGUGAAGUUCAGUUCGGUGAAACGUCUUCUGGUGCUGCCAUGGUUCAAGGUUCCAUGGUCUCUGCUGAUCAAGUGAGAGCAAACUUUGGAGGGAGACAGAAUUCCUUAGAAAGUAAAGAACAAACGCUCAAAAAUGGGAAGGAUAAGAUCAGAAAGAUUGGAGCCGCCAUGGGCAUUAAGCCUUACAUUACCGACAUGGCAGGUGAAUGGUUUAGAUUGGCCUUGCUUAACAAUUUUGUACAAGGAAGAAGGUCACAGAACGUAUUGGCUGCUUGUCUCUAUGUUGCAUGUAGAAAGGAGAGAACUCAUCACAUGUUGAUUGAUUUCAGUUCAUUGCUUCAAAUUUCUGUCUAUUCUUUGGGAGCCAGCUUCUUGAAAAUGGUAAAGGUGUUAGAAAUAACGAACUUGCCCCUUGCCGAUCCCUCCAUUUUCAUUCAGCAUUUUGCCGAGAAAUUGGAAUUUGGUAACCAGGUGACGAAAGUCGUGAGAGAUGCCACUAGAUUAGCCCAAAGAAUGGCAAAUGACUGGAUACACGAGGGAAGAAGACCAGCGGGUAUUGCAGGAGCGUGUGUGUUGCUUGCAGCAAGAAUGAACAACUUCCGAAGACUGCAUGCUGAAAUCGUCGAGGUUGCCCAUGUGGCAGAGGAAACGUUACAGAAGAGGUUAAACGAAUUCAAGAAUACUAACUCAGCCAAAUUAACGGUACAGCAGUUGAGAGAUGGGGAGAAAGUGGAGAGCAUUAAGCCUCCUUCAUAUCUGAAAAACAGAUCGCUAGAAUUAAAAAUAAAGGAAAAAUAUGCAUUGAACCAGAGCAAGAUGAGUGAAUUGGAAGUUGAUAUUAAAGCAAAGUUCUCGAACAAUUUAACUGAAGACCAGAAGAGAGCACUCAAAGGUGAUAAAAAGGACCAGGCAGAUAGACAAGAUUUCAUGAAUUCUGUAUUGAAGGGCUGUGAGUUAACAGAGAAGGAAAUCCAAGACUUCUGUAAAAAAGCAUUGAAAAGACAGUCGGAAUACAUAGCGAAUUCCUUAUACGAGAAUCCGUACGAAAGAGCAAGUUCUAGCCCCACUUUAGAAGCUGACAUAGAGGCUGAUGAAAUAAGUGAGGAAGAUAAAAUAGUGGCCAUAAAUAGACCCAAAAAUCUCGUCAAAAACUUACCCAAAACUGCUGAUCUUUUAGAGAAAGUGUCUUCAGUGGCAGAUAAUUUCGAUGACUUGAGUGACGACGAGUUGGAUGCAUUUUUAUUGAACGACGCUGAAAUUGAGUUGAAAGAGAGGGUUUGGACUGGCUUAAACCAAGAUUUCUUAAUUGCUCAAGAAAAGAAGAGAUUGAAGCUGGAGGCAGAUGAAUUGACUGGGAAUACUUCAGGAACUAGCAAGAAGAGGAGAAAAAGGAACACUAGUGGAAAUGGGGGUAUUCCCGAAGGACUUGGUGGUGAACUAGCUGACCAGAUUGGCUUGGAUGGUGCUCUCAAUGAAAUAGGUAUCGAUGGGAACUCUGGUGAGCCACUUACAGCGGCUGAUAGUGCAGGAAGAAUGUUAAAGAAGAAGUCUUUUUCGAAGAAAAUCAACUACGCUACAUUGGGAGAUUUGUUCACUGACCCUACCAGACAGAGCUAA
Messenger RNA from Dujonia railenensis, 1728 nucleotides. The record is from the annotation of a GenBank genome assembly. NCBI's taxonomy places the organism in Eukaryota, Fungi, Ascomycota, Pichiomycetes, Serinales, Debaryomycetaceae.